Molecule: messenger RNA, 1308 nt
Organism: Nerophis ophidion (straightnose pipefish)
Lineage: Eukaryota; Metazoa; Chordata; Actinopteri; Syngnathiformes; Syngnathidae
Exons: 5
Coding region: 427-1233 (268 amino acids)
Source: RefSeq, a predicted model, not a curated record
ACUACCUCGCAGACGAUGAGGACGGCGCUGGAAGCAGGCCCUUCCCGCCUUACCGCUCCUAUCGCCGGACAUGAUGCUGCGUCGCCCCUGACUUCAGGUGCCGAGUUGCUGCCCAAGUCCUGGCGACAGACGCUGCCGGAAGAACAGCACGACUGGGUGGGCCGUGCGCUUUUUUUCCGAGGUCCCAAGGGGAAAGCGGUUCUCAAGUCUGGGUUGAAACUAUGAUGGCAACCUCCUAGGAAAUUGCCGUAUUACACGCAGCCCCCUGCCUCGUCCGCCGUCUUUUUCCACUCGCGCUUUUUCCUGUGGUGCCCGUACAAGCUUUGGGGCUGCAAACUGGAGUGCCCAAAAUGCAAGCACAAGCUGACGGGUUGUGGACUGUACAAGACCCUGAGGAAGGUCUUGGACUUAAGUGACUGGUACUACAUGGCCACAGAGUAUCUGGAGUGCCACGCGUGCCACAAGAAAUAUGCCGCUUGGGCCAGCAACAUCAUGGGGCAGCUGAGCACGGCAAAACAGGCAGAGUUCCCGGCGAUCCUCACCUACAGGUUAUCUUGUGACAAGAAGGUCAUACGGCAAAUGCAGGCUCGCACGCUGGGUAACAGUGCCACUCGGCUUCGCUCCUACUUGGUAGAGGAGCACUCACGAGAGUGGCAGACUCGGGCACUCGGCUACCUGGAGUUGAUGGCUCGCUUUCACUCCGUCAGCUCCUUCCCGCUGCCGAGGGCCUGUGUCCCGCCCAUGCGCCCGCUGCCUAGCGUUUCCUGGCUGCUGUCGGUGUACGUGAGGGAGGUUCUUCCUCGCAUGGAGCACACGAAGGCCAGGAUUACGUCUACUUUCGGAAGUAUCCUGAAAAUGGACUCCACCAAGAAGAUGACCAAGAAGCUGGCAGGUGAAGCCGCGGGAACGGCUGCCUGGGUCACCAACGUCGGCAACGAGCUGGGCCAGGUGCUAAUGUCGGUGCUGACCGCGGCAGAGGGGGGCGGUCUGCUGGCCAUGGCCCAGGGACUCAUGCGCCGCUACCGAGAGGCCGGGCGAGACCCUCCUCACGUGCUUUACGUGGACCGUGACUGCUGCUGCUCCGCCGCCGGACAGCCUAAGAGGCAGGCCCAGCACACAAGUGCAACCCAGCCACCUGCUGUUACUGUGCCCAACCCACAGACCCCUGUGCCCAACCCAUACACCCAUUCUAUGUGGUUGCUGCGGAAGAUUUUACCAAAACUACCUCUGUAACCUUAUGACUUGGCUCUCUGUUUUUUCCAUUGUCCCUUUCAAAAAUACUUGUGAAAUACAGUACGUUGUACAUGA